This is a messenger RNA of Oncorhynchus tshawytscha (Chinook salmon), 3001 nucleotides long. Its product is annotated as DNA-directed RNA polymerase III subunit RPC5-like. Gene Ontology annotation, cellular component: RNA polymerase III complex; nucleus. The record is from RefSeq and is a predicted model, not a curated record. Gene Ontology annotation, biological process: DNA-templated transcription. The transcript is spliced from 20 exons. Bases 184 to 2292 code for a protein of 702 amino acids. Lineage: Eukaryota; Metazoa; Chordata; Actinopteri; Salmoniformes; Salmonidae.
CCCACGUGUGGCCAUGUCUGUGUGAAGCUCUACAGCCAAGCAACAUGGCAGCAUUCGCAGACAGCCACCUCACCUAAAGUGAACGUGAAUGAAAUAAAAGAGAGGAACGGUCAAAUGGGCAGGUUGGGUCCCCAGAGGUCUGCUGCUCUUCUUUGACGUCUCCCCCAGACCUCUCCCCUCACUAUGGCCAGUGAGGAGGACGAUGACCCCAUCAUACAAGAGAUUGAUGUAUACCUAGCUAAAAGCCUUGCGGACAAGCUAUAUCUGUUCCAGUAUCCAGUACGCCCUUCCUCUAUGACCUAUGAUGAUGUCACUCAUCUAUCUGCCAAGAUCAAGCCCAAGCAGCAGAAGGUGGAGUUGGAGAUGGCCAUUAACACUCUGAGUCCUAACUACUGUCGAAGUAAAGGAGAGCAGAUCGCCCUCAACGUGGACGGAACCACCUCAGAGGACUCCAACACCUACUCUGUGAAGAUGAUGGACAAACAGACGUUCACAUCCAUCCAGUCCACAACCAACACCUCCAGAUACGCUGCUGCUGUCUUCAGGAAAGGGGAGCUCCACAUCACGCCGCUGCAGGGUAUCCUUCAGAUGCGACCCAGCUUCUCCUAUCUGGAUAAGGCUGAUGGCAAACACAGAGAGCGGGAGGCUGCUAACGAAGGGGGAGACUCUUCUCAGGAUGAGGUGGAGGAAGACGUCAAGGCUGUCACUGUGAGGUUUUCCCGUCCUGAGUCGGACCAGGCUCGUCAGCGGCGUAUCCUGUCGUACGACUUCCUUCAGAAGAAACAGGCAGAGGAGCCCUGGGUCUACCUGCACUACCACGGCCUCAACGAUGGCCGUUCGGACCACGAGAGGCAAUACCUGUACUGCCAGGCCAUGGGAGGCUCUGAGAACACAGAACUGGUAAAAACACCAAAGGAGUACCUGGCAAUGCUCAUGCCCCCUAUCACAGAGGAGAAGAUUGUGAGGCCCGUAGGUCCCAGUAACGUGCUGUCCAUGGCCCAGCUCCGGACCCUGCCGCUAGGUGACCAGGUCAAAACCCUGUUGAAGAACGUCAAAGUGAUACCGUUUGCCAACCUGAUGGGUUUGUUGACCCCUGGGACAGACUCCACUGCGGUGCUGCGCUGCAUCCAGCAGGUGGCACUACUGGUGCAGGGUAACUGGGUGGUCAAGAGUGACGUGCUGUAUCCUAAGAACAGCUGUAGUCCCCACAGUGGUGUGCCUGCUGAGGUGCUGUGUCGAGGAAGAGACUUUGUGAUGUGGAGAUUCACUCAGGAGCGCUCAGUGAUGAGGAAGGAGGUCACAGCCAUCAUCAAGCUCCUGCCGGAGGAUGUGAAGGACUUCUUGGAACACAUGGCGGUGCCUCGUAUAAACCGUGGCUGGGAGUUCCUGUUGCCAAGCGACAGUGACUUCAUCAAAAAGCACCCUGACGUGGCCCAGCGGCAGCACAUGCUGUGGAUUGGGAUACAGAGCAAAUUGGAGAAGGUCUUCAACUUCUCUAAGGAGGACCUGGUAUCCAAAAAGGACCCACAAACAGAAGCUAUGCACGUGAGUGGCGAGCAGCGUCUGAAGGCAGCCCAUGAGCGUGCACGACAGAACCAGCCCUCUCUUCAGAAGGACCUGAGCGCUCGUCGACAGGGAAAGGGUGGAGCCGGACCGAGCGGUGGAGCCGCGGUCAGAGUCAAAGAGGAACCUGUCAGCGACGGUGAAGACGAACCCAUGGACACAUCCUCUUCCUCCUCCGCUCUCCCUAACGGGUUGGUAAACGGUUACCCAUCCGCCGCCACUUCCGCUGCCUUGAAUCCUCAUAACGGGCACGGCGGGACUCCCAUGCCCUCACCGUCACCUGAGCUGAGGGACUUUGUGUGGAACAUGUUCAGGAAGCAGCAUGUGCUGACGCUGAGCGAAGUCAAGAGGCUGUUCAACCUCCACCUGGCCUCCCUGCCUCCCGGAGACAGCCUGUUCCACUCCAUCUCAGACCGCCUGCUACAGGAUACUAUACUGAUGAGCCACUGCAAACAGAUACUGGUGCCUUUUCCAGCCCAGAGCACAGCAGCUGCUGAUGAGCAGAAGGUGUUUGCUGUGUGGGAGACAGGAGAGACCUUCGACAAGCAUCGUCAGGUCCUGUAUGAGAUCUUCAUGAAGAACUACCGGGUGAGGAGGAACGUGAUCCAGACCAGGCUGACGCAGGAGAUGGGAGACCAGGUUACCAAGGAUGAUGUGGACCGCCUGCUUAAGGAGUGCUGUGUGAGCUUUGGAGGGAUGUGGUACCUCAAGGGUACCCUACAGUCCUGACAACGUUGAGGACAUGCCCCUGUGGCCACCAUCAACCAACCAAACCCACUCCCCCAGAGCCUAGUGGGAGGGCUCUGUACGGGGAGGCGGGACAGCCAGACACACAAACCAAUUGUAGCCCUCCUGCCCCCAGCUCUCCGGACUGGGAUUGGAGGAAUGAGAUGUCCGUCAUUUGCUCCGGUCAGAACAUGACACUUGUUGUUAAUUAAUGCAGCUAAAGAAGUCACUUCUAAGCUCGGCCCAAACGGAGCCGAUCUGUUGGACAGAAGACCUUCCAUAUUCAUGCUAAGGGCUGGAGCAGGAGCAGAGGAGAUGUAUAUGACUGAGACAAUACUGAAAAAGUUGGAGGUGAUGUACAAUGCCAUUAUUUCCCAAUCUGUUUCUCUAGUACCCCCCAGAACUGCUAAUUUUUGCUCUAGCCCAGAACCGGUACACUUGAUCCAACUAAUGUAGGUGGGCUGGUUCAGGGUCUGAGCACAAAUGUGCAGUCCUGGAGGUACUCGAGGAAUGGAUCGGGGAACACUAUACCAAAAGUUUUGAGAAUGACACACACAUUCAUUUUCACAAAUCUGCUGCCUCAUUUUGUAUGAUGGCAAUUUGCAUAUAUUCCAGAAUGUUAUGAAGAGUGAUCAGAUGAAUUGCAAUUAAUUGCAAAGUCCCUCUUUGCCAUGCAAAUGAACUGAAUCCCCCAAAAACAUUGCCACUGCAU